Messenger RNA from Conger conger (European conger), 3754 nucleotides. It is a transcript of the gene gk, whose product is annotated as glycerol kinase. Gene Ontology annotation, cellular component: mitochondrion. Bases 261 to 1967 code for a protein of 568 amino acids. Gene Ontology annotation, molecular function: glycerol kinase activity. The record is from RefSeq and is a predicted model, not a curated record. Gene Ontology annotation, biological process: glycerol-3-phosphate biosynthetic process; triglyceride metabolic process; glycerol metabolic process. Lineage: Eukaryota; Metazoa; Chordata; Actinopteri; Anguilliformes; Congridae. The transcript has 22 exons.
GUGGAGACGAAAGCCAGCGCACCCUGCGGCUCUCCAGGACCAGGGUUGCCGACCCCUGGUCUACAGCAUAGGCAGCCAACACCCUCUGUGCAGCUGUCAAGUGAAAUGAGGCCCCUCCCAUCGGUGGUGUCUUUGAUGACGUCACCAGAAGGAGUCGUACACUGCUCUCGCCGGUGUAAGGACUCCCUGACAAGGAGCCAGACAGCGGUAAUAUAAAGCCAGCGGCUGUCCAAUUUCGACCAUCCAAGGACAAAGCUUAGAUGAACGAAGGAAUGGCGGCUUCAUCAGACAGGGUCAUGCUUGGUCCUCUUGUCGCUGCAAUUGAUCAAGGCACAAGCUCUACGCGGUUCUUGGUGUUUAAUGCCAAGACUGCCGAACUCCUGAGUCACCACCAGGUGGAAAUUGAACAAAGCUUCCCUAAAGAGGGCUGGGUGGAGGAGGACCCGAAGGAGAUUCUGCAGUCUGUGUACGAAUGCAUGGAGAGAACGUGUGAGAAACUGACACAGCUCAACAUCGACAUCUCCAACAUCAAGGCCAUUGGAGUGACCAAUCAGAGAGAGACCACACUGAUCUGGGACAAAGUGACUGGAGAACCUCUUUAUAAUGCCAUUGUUUGGCUGGACUUGCGAACCCAGUCCACAGUGGAGCGGCUGAUUAACAAGACCCCCGGCAGGAACAAGAACCACCUGAAACACAAGACGGGCCUUCCCAUCAGCACCUACUUCAGCGCGGUGAAGCUGCGCUGGCUCAUGGACAACGUGGCGGAGGUGCAGGAGGCGGUGCUGUCCCGCCGGGCCAUGUUCGGCACCGUGGACUCCUGGCUCAUCUGGUGUCUAACGGGGGGGAAGAGCGGGGGUGUCCACUGCACGGACGUGACCAACGCCAGCCGCACCAUGCUCUUCAACAUCCACACCUUGGACUGGGACCCCGAGCUCUGCAAGUAUUUUGAUAUUCCAAUGGAGAUCCUACCAAAAGUGAGAAGUUCGUCAGAAAUAUAUGGGCUAAUGAAAAUAUGUUCUAGUCUGAAAUCUGGUGCACUUACUGGGAUUCCCUUAUCAGGGUGUUUGGGAGACCAGUCUGCAGCUCUCGUUGGGCAGAUGUGCUUCCAGGACGGACAAGCGAAAAACACGUAUGGAACAGGUUGUUUCCUGCUCAGAAACACAGGCUUGAAGCCGGUGAUGUCAGACCACGGCCUUCUGACCACUGUGGCCUACAAACUGGGCCGUGACCAGCCAGCCUGCUAUGCCCUGGAGGGCUCUGUUGCUAUAGCUGGAGCAGUGGUCAGAUGGUUGAAGGAUAAUCUGGGAAUUGUCCAAUGCUCCACUGAGAUCGAGAAACUGGCCGCCUCGGUGGGCACGUCAUACGGGUGCUAUUUUGUUCCGGCGUUUUCCGGCUUGUACGCCCCCUACUGGGAGCCGAGUGCAAGAGGGAUCAUAUGCGGUCUGACUCAGUUCACCAACAAGAGUCACCUGGCCUUCGCUGCGCUGGAAGCUGUGUGCUUCCAGACCCGAGAGAUCCUGGAUGCGAUGAACCAGGACAGCGGGAUUCCUCUGACGCAGCUGCAGGUGGACGGGGGCAUGACCUCCAACAAACUGCUCAUGCAGCUGCAGGCCGACAUCCUCUGCAUCCCCGUGGUGAAGCCCUCCAUGCCGGAGACCACAGCCCUGGGAGCCGCCAUGGCCGCCGGGUCCGCGGAGGGGGUCAGCGUCUGGAGCCUGAAGCCAGAGGACCUGAGCGCCGUCACCUCCGACAAAUUCGAUCCCCAGAUCAACCCCGACGAGAGUGAAUUGCGCUAUGCGCGUUGGAAGAAGGCCGUGCAGAAAUCCAUGAACUGGGAGACCAGCGAGCCCGUCCCCAACGGCAACGGUGAAACGAGUAUCUUCAGUAGUGCUCCUUUGGGUUUAUACAUUCUGGGCAGCAUGUUUAUGUUAAUUGGAGCAAAGUACAUCGCAGGAUUCCAGGACUAAGUCCUGCCCCAUGAUGCUUUGCUGCGGAGUGAGAGGAUGGAGGGUGGGGUUUUCCAUGCCCCCCCCCCUCCUCCCUCCUCCCUGUAGGUCCAUCUUAACUGGGGUGCAUCGCUCUGGCCCAAAAGUCCCCAUUCCAUCAGCGGUUCUGCUCCCUGCAGCCCCCUAUGCAUUAUGCAGGCUGCAUUAGCCUGCAAGCUAUCAAAAUCCACAUGGGCGGAGCCAGCCUGGGACUCAACCAAUUGGAGCCGGUCAAAUUGAAGCCAGUGAACUGGAGGAGACCAAGGAUGUUUCAGAGCGGGGGGGGAAGAGUGGCUUUGCCUUUAGCCGUGGCUUAUGCUGGAUAUUUUAGCGGGACGGAUAGGCUGAUGUACUAUGGGUUUGUUUUUGUUUUGUUUUUUUUUCUUUACAGUUGAUGUCCAAUAACCCUUAUGUUGAUAACUUAUUGAUGGCAUUGUACCUUUGAAAUCGUGACACGGUUUCUCGACAGCAGGAAAGUCGAUAUUGACAGCUGCCACUGUUGUUGAGUCUUCGUACAUGCAUUGUGGGUCUGAUAAACAGUAAUUGGAUGCAUCUGUGUAUCGCCGAAUGAAAUGAAAUUGCAGGAGUUAAGUGCAGCACUUUAUAAACGGAUGUAUUUGCAUAGGUAUUGGACAGAGGCUAUAUGGUACGUUAGCUUUAAAAAAAUAUAUGGUGGUAUCACCUGUGUGCAUACAUGCUUUAAAGUGUUGUUUUUGUAACAUGAAUUCUAUAUCCAGAAAGGGUACUACACCCUAAAACUGUAGCUUCAUGGUGAAAUGUCCUUUUGCGUAGCAAGAUUUAUUUUAAUCUUUUAAUUGUUCAGUACCUUUGUGACUUGAAAAUCAUUUUGGACCCGGUUUAUCCUGCCCUUUGGUGCUUGCGUUUGUGAAAGGUAUUAACAGAUGUGCUCUUGUGAACGGAACCAGUCUAGUGCAAUACUGUGAGUAUACAUUCAUUUCUGUGUUUUUAUACCUCAGCCAAUAUCUUCAAAGCUUCCGUAUGUGGCAGCUCUGUGUUUUUGGUUAAGUAAGCAAGUCCUUUCAGGGCUAUACAACCACAAGACAAUCAGUCAGAGGGUCCCAUUUGUUGUCUGAGCAAAUAAAGACUAGCUUAAAAAGGCUGUGAAUGUGAAUGUGAAUACUACUACACCAGUGGUAACCAACCCAGUUCCUGGAUCUACUGUCUUGUAGGUUUCCUUUCCAACCCUAACAAAGCACACCUCACUCAACAGCUCAAUAUCUUGAGCUGCUAAUUAGUACAAUCAGGUGUGCCAAAAAUGGAAGUGAAAACCUAGAGGAUGGUAAAUCUCCAGGAACAGGGUUGGUUGUCACUGAACUAGAGAAGCCCUGCAGACUGAUCAAAGUAAAACAUUUCCCAUUCCUGCAUAGCGGUGGUACAGAAAAUGAUAGAUGGCCCCUCGUUCGUUUUCCUUGUGCAGCACAGUACAUCUCCCUCAGACACUCCAGUCUCUUGUAAAUACAACUUCUGUUCGGUGGGGUCUGACCUUUGCUUUAUAAGUGUCCAGUAAUGUGAAAUCCUUUUAGUGAGACUGUUGGUUCCUGGAGAGAGGGUAGGCAUUUGUGUUCUGCAUUAAAAAGUAUACCCUGUGGAAACAGAACCUUCCAGCUUUACUGCACAUUGCAGAAAGUACUACUGUAAGAAAUCGCCAAAAACCGGACGCAGUCUCAUUGUGUAACUUGAUUUCGCCACUUCCUUGUAAACCAUAUGCAGUUUUAAUAAAAAAUGAUGCACUUGCAUAUAUUUUGAAA